Molecule: messenger RNA, 2522 nt
Organism: Manihot esculenta (cassava)
Lineage: Eukaryota; Viridiplantae; Streptophyta; Magnoliopsida; Malpighiales; Euphorbiaceae
Product: probable 1-deoxy-D-xylulose-5-phosphate synthase 2, chloroplastic
Exons: 9
Coding region: 107-2308 (733 amino acids)
Biological process (GO): terpenoid biosynthetic process
Molecular function (GO): 1-deoxy-D-xylulose-5-phosphate synthase activity
Source: RefSeq, a predicted model, not a curated record
UCAGGCUCAGAACUUUCUCUCUGCCAUCAUUUGAGCUUCUUCUUCUUCUUCUUCUUCUUCUUCUUCAGCUUUAAGCUACUUUUGAUUAAUUAAAAAUUAUCCAGAAAUGGCUGCUUCCUCACUUCUCAGAUCAAGCUUUCUCCUUCCUUCAGCUUGUACUCAUGAUGCCUAUUCUUUCUCUAGCCACUUGCUACCUCACAAACCCACUACUACCGCUGUCUCGAACACCAAGAGAAAGUUCAAUGGAGCAGUGGUAGCCGCUUUGGAUAACAAUGCAUGUGAUGAUAAUAGUGCUAUGAUUAUAAGAGAGCAGGAAACGAAGCAGAAAAGAUCGCUUAACUUCUCUGGAAAUAAGCCAUCUACACCAGUUCUUGAUACUGUAAACUAUCCAAUUCACAUGAAAAAUCUUUCCAUUCAGGAGCUUGAGAUAUUGGCUGAUGAACUGCGAGAAGAGAUAGUUUAUACAGUUUCAAAAACUGGAGGACACUUAAGUUCAAGCUUAGGAGUUGCAGAGAUAACAGUGGCACUUCACCAUGUAUUUAACACUCCUGAAGAUAAAAUCAUCUGGGAUGUUGGCCAUCAGGCCUAUCCACAUAAGAUUUUAACAGGGAGGAGAUCAGGAAUGCAUACAAUUCGACAAACUUUUGGGCUUGCUGGGUUUCCCAAGAGGGAUGAAAGUGAACAUGAUGCUUUUGGAGCUGGACACAGUUCUACUAGCAUUUCAGCUGGGAUAGGUAUGGCAGUUGGUAGAGACUUGGUAGGGAAAAACAAUCACGUAAUUGCAGUUAUAGGUGAUGGUGCUAUGACGGCUGGACAGGCAUAUGAGGCGAUGAAUAAUGCAGGAUAUCUUGAUUCAAAUCUCAUAAUAAUCUUGAAUGAUAAUAAGCAAGUUUCUUUGCCUACUGCUACUGUGGAUGGUCCUGCCCCUCCUGUUGGUGCUCUAAGCAAAGCCUUGACAAAGCUGCAAUCAAGCAGGAAGCUUCGCCAGCUGCGUGAAGCUGCGAAGGGAAUCACAAAGCAAAUUGGAGGGCAAACACAUGAAAUUGCAGCCAAAGUUGAUUCCUAUGUGAGAGGAAUGGCAGCUGGUACUGGCGCUAGUUUGUUUGAAGAGCUAGGACUCUAUUAUAUUGGUCCAGUAGAUGGGCACAACGUGGAGGAUCUUGUAAGUAUAUUAAAGAAGGUUAAGUCACUGCCAGCACCAGGACCUGUGCUUAUCCAUGUGAUCACCGAGAAAGGGAAGGGUUAUAGUCCAGCUGAGAUAGCUGCUGACAAGAUGCAUGGUGUUGUGAAAUUUGAUCCAACUUCUGGGAAACAAUUGAAGUCCAAAUCCAGUACUCUUUCCUACACUCAAUACUUUGCAGAGUCUUUGAUUGCUGAAGCUGAAGCAGAUGAUAAGAUCGUAGCUAUCCAUGCUGCAAUGGGAGGAGGCACAGGACUUAAUUUGUUCCAGAAACAAUUCCCAGAUAGAUGUUUCGAUGUUGGGAUUGCAGAACAGCAUGCUGUUACCUUUGCUGCUGGUCUAGCCACUGAAGGCCUAAAACCUUUCUGUGCUAUCUACUCUUCUUUUCUUCAAAGAGGUUACGAUCAGGUUGUUCAUGACGUGGACCUUCAAAAGCUUCCAGUGAGAUUUGCAAUAGAUAGGGCUGGCCUUGUAGGUGCAGAUGGUCCAACCCAUUGCGGAGCCUUUGACGUUACUUACAUGGCUUGUCUACCCAACAUGGUGGUUAUGGCUCCGUCUGAUGAGACUGAACUGAUGCACAUGGUGGCUACAGCCGCAGCCAUUAAUGACCGUCCUAGUUGCUUUAGGUACCCUAGAGGAAAUGGAAUAGGUACCACGCUUCCACCGAACAACAAAGGGACACCUUUAGAGAUUGGGAAAGGAAGAAUUCUAAGAGAGGGAAGCAGAGUUGCUCUUCUUGGGUAUGGAACAAUUGUACAAAGUUGCUUGGCAGCAGCUGAUCUUCUUCAGAACUUCGGCAUCUCAGCUACAGUGGCUGAUGCCAGAUUCUGCAAGCCUCUUGAUGGAGAGUUGGUGAGGCAGCUAGCACAAGAGCAUGAGAUACUCAUCACUGCCGAAGAAGGAUCCAUUGGAGGAUUUGGCUCUCAUGUUGUCCAUUUCUUGUGCUUAAACGGAUUACUUGAUGGAAAACUUAAGUUGAGGCCUAUGGUGCUUCCUGAUAGAUACAUAGACCACGGAUCUCAAACAGACCAAAUCGAAGAGGCAGGACUCAGUUCAAAGCAUAUUGCAGCUACAGUAGUGUCACUGAUUGGAGGGCAAAAGGACAGUCUUCACCUUCUAAACCUAUAAGUUGGGAGGGAAAAAAGCACUUUUUCAAGUGUGAAAUAUUUACACCUUCUAAGUGGAGGGCGAAAUGUAUUCGCAAAUGUCGUCCCCGUGAUUUAUUACAUAUUUUUGUAUAUUUCAAAUAGCAAGGAGAGUGCUCUCCGUGAAAUAUUUCCUUGCAUGUACUGAAUUCCCGAACUCCAUUAUUUGAUUCCAACUCGAAACAAAUUCCAAGUAA